GUAAAAAAGAGAGAGGAGAAAAAGAAGAAAACAAAAAACAGAUCAAUCAUACAACUAUCGCCACGAAAGCACGGGGACACACACUGGGUUUCGUUCAUCCUCCAUAUCUCAUCUAUUUGCUUUCUCUCUCCUCUGUAUUUGGAAUUCUCAAUUCAGCAUAAUUUCCGCCAAAUAAUGACGAUAGAUCAUGCCGAACUCACCACUGACCAGGUUCUCAAAAGGGACAUUCCAUGGGAGACAUACAUGACAACUAAGUUAAUCACUGGGACAGCCCUCCAACUUCUACGGCGUUAUGACAAAAGACCAGAAAGCCAGAGAGCAUCCUUGCUGGAUGAUGAUGGUCCUUCCUAUGUUCGAGUUUUUGUGAGCAUCCUGCGUGAUAUUUUUAAAGAAGAGACAGUGGAAUAUGUUCUUUCUUUAAUCGAUGAAAUGCUCACUGCGAAUCCCAAAAGGGCUAGGCUGUUUCAUGAUAAUUCGCUUGCAAAUGAAGAUAUCUAUGAACCUUUUGUAAGAUUGCUUUGGAAAGGGAACUGGUUCAUACAAGAGAAGAGUUGUAAGAUACUCGCAGUGAUUGUAAGUGCUAGACCCAAAAAGCAGUAUGCUGGAGCUACAAAUGGCGAGGCCUCAGAUUCCAAAAGCAAGUUCACGACCAUAGACGAUGUGUUAAAAGGACUAGUGGAUUGGCUUUGUGCACAGCUAAGAAAUCCUUCUCACCCAAGCCGGGGUAUCCCUACUGCUGUCAAUUGCUUUGCUACCUUAUUGAAAGAACCUUUGGUCAGAUCAUCAUUUGUUCAAGCAGAUGGCGUCAAGCUACUUAUUCCAUUUAUUAAUCCUGUAUCCAAUCAAUCUACACCAAUAGCAUCUUCACAAUCGAAUCAGCAAUCUAUGCAGCUCCUUUACGAAACUUGUCUCUGUAUCUGGCUGUUGUCAUACUACGAACCUGCUGUUGAAUACUUGGCUACUUCAAGAUGCCUAUCACGGCUGACAGAGGUCGUUAAAAGCUCUACAAAGGAGAAGGUUGUUAGGGUCAUCAUUAUGACAUUCAAGAAUCUGCUCCCCAAAGGAACAUUUGGUGCCCAGAUGGUGGACCUUGGAAUGCCUCAGAUUGUUCAAAACUUGAAAGCACAGGCCUGGGGUGAUGAGGACCUUGUGGAGGCUUUGUCUCAACUAGAUGAAGGGCUGAAGGACAAUGUCAAAAAAAUGAGUUCAUUUGACAAGUAUAAACAAGAAGUACUUCUUGGCCAUCUUGACUGGUCUCCAGUCCACAAAGACACUUUCUUCUGGCGGGAAAAUAUCAGCAACUUUGAGGAAAAGGAUUUCGAGAUCUUGAGAGUCCUCCUCACCAUUUUGGACACUUCCAAUGACCCAAGAUCCCUCUCUGUUGCUUGCUUUGAUCUCUCACAAUUUAUCCAACAUCACCCAUCCGGGAGAAUCAUAGUUAAAGAUCUCAAAGCUAAGGAGCGAGUGAUGAAACUAAUGAAUCACGAAAACGCUGAGGUCACCAAAAAUGCUUUACUAUGCAUCCAAAGGCUCUUCUUGGGAGCAAAAUAUGCUAGCUUUUUGCAAGCUUGAAAUGCAUUUGUGGACAAAUGAUGCAGAUUUCAGCAUGCCCAAUGGAAAUUUAUUUGAUAUUUAUGAGAUGUUUCCAUGAUUGAUUGUUGUUCGAAAUUGUGUAAUAAACACUAUGCAUGUCGAGCUUGUCGAGGUUCAUAAUAUGGCAUGGACAAACAAGUGAUCACCUAGAGAUGGAUUUUUUUGGUUCUUUGCGGCAAGAUAUUGCGCAUGUAAUUUAAUAAGUAUCUUUUUUUAUACAAAAUUUGUUAUUUAAAUAUAA
Messenger RNA from Beta vulgaris subsp. vulgaris (sugar beet), 1834 nucleotides. RefSeq names its product V-type proton ATPase subunit H. Gene Ontology annotation, molecular function: proton-transporting ATPase activity, rotational mechanism. Lineage: Eukaryota; Viridiplantae; Streptophyta; Magnoliopsida; Caryophyllales; Amaranthaceae. The transcript is spliced from 12 exons. Gene Ontology annotation, biological process: proton transmembrane transport. The coding region runs from base 175 to 1572 and encodes 465 amino acids. The record is from RefSeq and is a predicted model, not a curated record. Gene Ontology annotation, cellular component: vacuolar proton-transporting V-type ATPase, V1 domain.